CAUUACAUAUCCUCCUCUUGUCAUUUUCAAUCUAAUUUGUCACAUAUGCCACUUUCCCUUUUGAAAAGAUUAUCUCCAAAUGGGUUUUCUUGUUUAUAAACUGUACUCUUAAAAUACAUAAAAUCAUAAAAUAAGCUAUUUCCCAAUGAUCCCUAUGAUCAAAUAUUUAUAACCUUAAUAGCUGUUGGAUUAAAUAGGGGCCCACAUCAAGAGAAAAUGUACUUAAACCAAACUUAAAUUGAAUGGCUUGCCAUUUCCACAAAGGACAUUCCAUUCUCAGCUUCAGGUAGUCAAUAGACAAGAUCCCUCUCUCUCUAUUUCUCUCUCUCCACUGAUUCAUAAUCUCCUUAUCUUACUCCACAAGCUGGAAAAGAGUUAGGAAAGAGAAUUUCAGACACUGAAACAUGAACACCAAUCAGCAGCAGCAGAAGACAGGAGAGAGAGUUGCAGAGUACAAGCAAGAAGCAGAGAAGUUUAAGGUUGAAGAAAGAGAAAGCCAACAGCCAAAUCCAGAGCCACCAGCAACUUCUCCUCUUCCUCCCUCUGCUUCCUCUUCUCCUUCCCAUGAAUUCUCCUUCACAAUCUCUCUUCAUUCUGCCUCUUCUGAUAAAACAAAAGCUGCCACUCCUUCCUUUGCCAUUGACUUGUCCCCUGCGGAUGACAUCUUCUUCCAUGGCCACUUGCUUCCCCUUCAUCUCCUCUCCCACCUUCCUUCUUCUUCCCCGCGCACCUCGACCAAUUCCAUCGACAGCUUCACUAUCCCAAUCAAAGAAAUCUGGGACAAUGAAGACCCCAUCAAAGACAGCUCAAGUUGCAGCACCAGCACCAGCACCACCAAGCACCACGAAACUAGACCUACCGAAACGGGUGGAAGAACCAAAUCGAAGCCUUUCUCAUUGUUCGGCUUUGCGAAGUGGCGAAAAGGGUUCGAGGUUUCCGAGCACGACGAUAAGGCUAAGCACAAGAGGAAGCUGGGGUUUGAUGUUAGUCAGGUUCUAAAGCGAUAUGCAAGUGUGGUCAGGCCGUUGUUGUCCUUCAGAGGAAGGAAGGAGAACUUUCAAAUUCGCCGCCAGGCUUAUUCGUUUUCGGGUAAUUUGAAUCCACGAAACAAGCAAGAAUUGAGAGGAAGAAGAGGGGAAUUUUCGGCACCUGCAUCCAUGAGGACGUCUCCAACAAAUAGCGGCCUUCUCGUCGCGACUCCAUCUGCGUCGUCUUCUACUAGUGAUAGCACCAUGGAAGAAUUACAGUCUGCAAUUCAAGCUGCCAUUGCUCACUGUAAGAACUCCAUUGCUAAAGAAGAUAAAACCAAUGUCAAAAGCUGAUAUAAACAGUAAAUCUUCUUCGCUCGUAAACUCCGAUUCCUCAUUCAUGUACAAUAUCCAUACAUAGAGAGAGAGAGAGAGGAAAAAGUGUUCAACUGGUAUGCAUGGCUCCAAAAGCUCAGAGAAAUUAAGUUUGUAUUUAAUGUAAAAAGCCCAUGAUUAAUUGCUCUAUGAUUCUUAAUUGCGGAUUUUGAGCAUUUGAAUAACUUCCUAGUCUUGCACAUAGAGCAUGAUUCUCCCAUGUGUUAUUAAUACACAGAAUGAACGAACCCUUUUACUGUUUCA
Molecule: messenger RNA, 1607 nt
Organism: Momordica charantia (bitter melon)
Lineage: Eukaryota; Viridiplantae; Streptophyta; Magnoliopsida; Cucurbitales; Cucurbitaceae
Product: BRI1 kinase inhibitor 1
Cellular component (GO): plasma membrane
Molecular function (GO): kinase inhibitor activity
Source: RefSeq, a predicted model, not a curated record